UAUUCUGGCAGGUUACGAUAUGAAGGCAGUGGAUAUUGAUUUUGAAAAGGUUUUCGAGUCUUGUUCUUCUCUCGAGCACCUCCUCUUUAAAUUCCUUAAUAUCUGGUUAUUUGCUGAAGAAGGAUAUGAAGCACCAACUAGGCUUCCUUUUGAUCUUAACAGUGCCAAUCGAUUUACCUACCUGAAACUAUCCUGGUGGAGUCAUGUGAGCUCUCUUUUUCUCUUCGCUUGAUAAGAAGUUUCCCAUUUUAGAAUAUCUCGAAAUUAAGGUUCACUGUGGAGAUGAAGAGUAAUUGUAUUCUAGAAUGCCUUGAACUCGGAUGUUUCUCAGAUGUGACAUUAAAUCACCUCAGGGAAGUUAAGCUGGAACGCUUUGGAGGAACCACGAUGCAACUUAUCAAGCUUUUGUUGGCCAUGUCCCGGUGUUGGUGAGAAUGCUAAUAUAUACAUGUGUUCUACCUCUUGACACGAGGUAUCAAAUUUUUUUUGUGCAUCACCUAAAGCAGUAGUAGUCUACAUUGAUUAAUCAGAUCACAACUUUUGGGUUAGAAGUUAAAAAAUUUAGAAGAGAGACUCAAACGUUGAUAUAAUUGGUCUAUAACUAUGUGUUUACCAAUUUAAAAAUUUAAAACUAAGAAAAUAAGGAGUGUUUCUACUUAUUUACCCCUAAUUAAUUGCCUUGAAGAAAUAAAUUAUUCCUUAAUCCUAUAAAACAUCAUGUAUCAAAACAAGGGUUAUUCUGGAAGAGUACGAUUAAUUCUAUCUCCUUUUUUUUCACACGGUGUUUGAAGCCCCAACUAUCUCCGAAUUGCACACUCUAGUGUCCAUUUGGGGGUGUCCUAAGCCUUGACUAACUUUGGAUCGCGCACUCUAGGGAUCAUUUGGGGGUGAAGCUCCAACCAUAUUAAGCAAUAGUCCCACCACUGCACCACAACCAUCCUUGUAGUUAUUUCUUGAAAUCUUAUAACACAACUUCUUUUAGAACGGAGAAAGUACCAACUAACCUUAUAUAUGAAGCUUACUAUUCCUUCUGUCUAUUAUUACUUGUCCAUGUUUGCCGUAACAUAUUCCUUAAUUAAGAAACAACAAGUAAAAGGAUAAUUUUACUAUAUCUCCUCUAUUAAUUUUAGUCAUCUAUGCUACGGUAUUAAUAGUACGAUUUCAUAACAAGAGUAAAAUAGACACAGAAUUUCAUAUUUACUAACUUGACUAAUAUCUAUUUGUACCAUGUAUAAUUGAAAAUACUUUUUCAUUCUACCUUGUUUUUCUCGCGCUCAAUAUUUAAUAUCCGUAUUUCACUUGAAAUGAAAAUCGAAUCCGACCCGUUAUUAUACUAUAAAGUUUUCCCCCAAUUUCUCUAUUUCCCAACUCCAUGCCCUAGAUUAGGGUAAAACUCAUAGAGGCAAUUUCGAAGAGAAAAAGGCAAUUCUUCUUCCUUGGUAAGCUUUAAAUCUUUUUCCAUUAUAAUUUGGUUAUUUUUCUGCAUUUUAUCAUUUUGUUUCGUUUUUUUGAUGAACUUACAAUCUCUGAAAAUAAGUGUUUUGGGCGAAUUUAGGAUUUUCAGAAUAUGAGUGCAGCAAAAGAAAAUGUAUUAAGCGGAAAUUGAUCCCUGACUCAUCUAGGUUAAUAACUCAACAUUUUCAAUCAAGUGCACUAUUUAAUUUUACGAAGAGACCACGGGUUUAUGUGCCCUGUAAUUGCAUAUAAAUUCAACCCUGGAAUUUAAGUUGCUGGUUUCCUUUUGGGUGUGUUUGUAUGUUCCUAAAGUUGAUAAAAGUUAUUUCCUUUUUGUAGUUUUUAGUUUCAAAGCAUAAGAAUUUAUAUAAGUUGGUCCAAAAAAUCUUUCAAAGAUAGUGUUUUUCUGGAUGGUUCAGAUUCCAGUGGAGUUGGAAGAUAUUAUAGGUGAUUUCUUUGUAUCUGCUUAAGGUUGACGGGUAGAGAUAUCAGAUAUAUUUACUAGUGGGAGGUAGUAGGUACGUAGUGGCAUUGUCGAGUUUAGUGCAAGUUGGCAUAGGGAAGGCUUUAACCUGCUUACUCGAUUUUUUUUCCGUGUGUACUGCAACUUAGAACUCUUUGGAGUGUGAUGUUCAUGUAGCAUGUCAUAUUCCUCUGGGGAUAUUUUAAAAUGAAAUCGUGUUAGUUCAUAGGUUUCUGUGAGGGAUGAAUAAUUUUGGUUUGAAAAAUGGUGAUAGUUUAAGAUAUUUUUCACCUAAGUCUUUUAGCCUUCCCCUUGUUUUCUUCUGCAGAAAAUUGAUGCUAAUUCUUUUCCACUUACUGUGUGUAUAUGUGUUUCUAUGUCGUGUCGAACUUGAGGGUUGAAAAAUGGGGGUCUUUAGUUUUCUCUCUGUGUGUAUAUAAUUUCUAAAUGUUGUUUUUCGCUUACAUUCUCUUCCUCAAUUGUUAAGGAAAUGAUCAAAUGGUUCAAUAUAACCUAUUGGAUAGAAUAUUUGAAUACUAAAAUAUUUCCUAUGUUGAUUUGGCUUUGUGAAUAGCCGCUCUGUCUAGAUAGUUUAGAGAUUCCUUACUUCAUGUUAUUUUCUAGUUACUUCAUUUUGUUGGUGAUUAUUGUUGGAAGUGUUCCUUUCGUUCUUAUGUUGAUUUGACUAAAUGAAUAGUUGUUAUGUCCAGAUAACUUGGAGAGACCUUAUUUCAUACUAUUGCUUAUUUUCUACAGCUUCUCAGUGAUCAUUGUUAUAUGAUGCCUCCUAAGGCAAGAAAGUUUGGUCGAAGUGUACUUCCCGAUGCCCUUAGCUACCUUCCAGAUAAUAUAAUUGAUGUCAUAUUGAUGUGUUUGCCUUCUAAAGAUGCUGUGAGAACAAGCAUCUUAUCAAAGAAAUGGAGGUAUCACUGGUGUCGUCUUACAAAGUUGGAGAUUGAUGAUUCUCUUUGGAUAACAAAGAAGGAUUUACUGAACCCUACCAUAAAAUUUAGGAAGAUGAUGUACCAGUUUUUGAGCCUUCAUGAAGGGCCAAUUACUAAGGUUACCCUUGCUAUUGUUCUUCUAGCAAGCUGUCCUGAGAUUGACAACUUCAUAUAUUUCCUCUCGAGGAAUAACAUUCAACAUCUUGCACUUCACCUUCCACUUAGAAAGGAAUACAAAUUGCCUUCUUCACUUUUCACAUGUUCGCAGCUGAGGCAUCUAAGUCUUGCUUAUUGCUCAAUACAACAUCCAUCAGCCUCUCAAGGAUUUGAUAAAUUAAUAAGCCUGAAUUUAUGUGAAGUCGAUAUUUCUUCUGAGUUGCUGGAAAGUUUAAUAUCUCAUUGCCCGUUGCUUGAGGAGUUGGAGCUGGAUAUUGGAGACAGGUUAGACGCUAUUGAAAUUAAUGCCCCCAUGUUGAGAUCGUUUGAUCUCACAGGCAAUAUAAGUUGUGUCUGCCUUAAGAAUGUCCCUCGUCUGGUAAAAUUAUUGCUGUAUGGUGACUAUAUUCAAGCAGAGGAACUUGAUUUUGCAAAGCUUUUCGAGUGUUGUCCUGCUCUCGAGCACCUCCGCUUUUUCUUGCUUGAUUCCGGGUUCUUUGCUGAAGAAGGAUAUGAAGCACCAUUAAGACUUCCGUUUAAUCUUAACAGCGUCAAACGCUUUUACCUGCCUGACAUUAAGCUGGUCGAAUCACACAAGCUUUCGUAUGCUCUAUGCUUAAUAAGAAGUUCCCCGUAUCUAGAAUAUCUCGAAAUACAGGUUCAUGACUAUAGAUAUGACGAAGAAGAUGAAGAUGACGAGGAUGAACCUAUUCCAGAACCCCUUGAGCUCAAACAUUUAUCGGAUGUGACAUUUAAUCACCUCAAGGAAGUUAAGCUACGCUGCUUAACAGGAACAACUUCUGAGUUGCUGCUUAUCAAGUUUUUGUUAGCCGAGUCCCCUGUGUUGGAGAGAAUGCUAAUCGAUCGACAGUUUCUUGAUCAAGAACAGCUCGAUAGAAGAUUACAGAUAUUCGCAGAGAUAUCAAAUUUUUCGCGGGCAUCGCCUAAAGCAGAAGUUGUCUACAUAGAUUUAGGCGGAUCUUUGGCUUAGAAGUUGAAAGACUGAAAAGAGAAACAAACUUAAUGUAGUAGUAUGACAUACUUGUUUAUUUCUUUACUUGUAUGGCUCAGCUUGAAGGUAACUAUGAGGAUUUUAUUUUUCCGUUUCUUCGGUUUAUUGA
This is a messenger RNA of Solanum pennellii, 4139 nucleotides long. RefSeq names its product F-box/FBD/LRR-repeat protein At1g13570-like. The transcript has 5 exons. Lineage: Eukaryota; Viridiplantae; Streptophyta; Magnoliopsida; Solanales; Solanaceae. Gene Ontology annotation, molecular function: protein binding. The record is from RefSeq and is a predicted model, not a curated record. The coding region runs from base 2696 to 4009 and encodes 437 amino acids.